Molecule: messenger RNA, 2341 nt
Organism: Musa acuminata AAA Group (dessert banana)
Lineage: Eukaryota; Viridiplantae; Streptophyta; Magnoliopsida; Zingiberales; Musaceae
Product: protein NRT1/ PTR FAMILY 3.1
Exons: 3
Coding region: 561-2195 (544 amino acids)
Biological process (GO): transmembrane transport
Cellular component (GO): plasma membrane
Molecular function (GO): transmembrane transporter activity
Source: RefSeq, a predicted model, not a curated record
CCCACACUUGAUGGAAGAGGGAGAAGGCUGCUUCUGCUUCUGCUGCUGUUCUUCGUAUUGGCGUAGAGAUCAGAAAGCAGCAUGAAAUAUAUGUUAAUAGUGGAUAGGAGACACGGUGGGAAAAAGUACUUUGUCUCAGCUCCUUCACCUUCCUCGAUAAAUAGUAACAUCCCUGUUCAAAUAGUUUAGUAGCAUGCCCUUUUGACGGUGCAUUAAAUAUGCCGGAGAACAUAUGUAUAACAGGCUAUAUAUGAGAGAGGCUCUACUCGACAUGACAAUAGCAGAGGAGAUCGCCCUCCCCCGGUCUGCAGCUGGUCGGAUGGCAACGGCAGGGAAUGGGAGGGAGGAAGAAGGGAAGAAGAAGAAGAAGAAGAGAAAGCAGGGGGGCCUUAAGACCAUGCCAUUUGUACUAGGUGAGCUGUGAUGAUGCCCUUUCUUGUCACCUAUCUAUCUCACUCAUUGGUCACUGAUCUCUGCGUACCAUCUUUCAUCUCUGUUGAUCUAACGCCAUUGCAAAUGAAGCCUGCGACCGAUUCGCCACCACCGGAUUCAAUGCCAACAUGAUCACCUACUUGACGCAGCAGCUGCACAUGCCCCUGGUGCAGGCCUCCAACACCCUCACCAACUUCAGCGGCACCUCUAGCCUCACCCCGCUCGUCGGCGGCCUCAUCGCUGACUCCUUCGCCGGCCGGUUCUGGACCAUCACCAUCGGCUCCGUCAUCUACCAGCUGGGCAUGAUCAGCCUCACCGUGUCGGCAAUCCUCCCAGCAUUCCGCCCGCCGCCCUGCACCGGCCCUGCAGCGUGCGCACGCGCGUCCGCGUGGCAGCUCGUGGCCCUCUACGUCUCCCUCCUCUUCACGUCGAUCGGGACCGGCGGCAUCAGGCCGUGCGUUGUGGCCUUCGGGGCCGACCAGUUCGGCAUCCAACACGGGCGUCGGCCCGACGCCGGGGGGUGGAACUUCUUCAACCUCUACUUCUUCAGCAUGCAGGUGGCGGUGCUGACGGCCUUGACGGCGGUGGUGUACGUCCAGGACAAUGUGGGAUGGGGAUGGGGGCUGGGCAUCCCCACCAUAGCCAUGUGCAUCUCCGUCGUGGCCUUCGUGAUGGGUUACCCGCUCUACAUCAAGAUGAAGCCCGGGGGGAGCCCUUUGACCAGGUUGACCCAGGUCGUGGUUGCCGCCUUCCGGAAGCGGAAUGCAGUCAAACCAGCCGAUCCGCGCCUCUUGUACGACGACGAGGAGCUCGACGCCGCCAUCUCCACCAAUGGAAGACUGCUCCACACCCAUCAGCUAGGGUUCUUGGAUCGAGCCGCGAUCGUGACCGAGGGCGACAUGGUGGACUCCGGCAGGCCGAGGCUGUGGACGCUCUCGACGGUCCACCGGGUGGAGGAGCUGAAGUCGAUCAUCCGGAUGAUACCCAUCUGGGCCGCCGGGAUCCUGACCAUCACCGCAUCCUCCCACAACCACAGCUUCGCGAUCCAGCAGGCGAGGACGAUGGACCGCCACCUCGCGCCGCGGUUCCAGAUCCCAGCGGCCACCCUGUCCAUCUUCUCCACGCUCACCAUGCUCCUCAGCCUCGCCUUGUACGACCGCGUCUUCGUCCCCGUCGCCCGUCGGUUCACGCGGCGGCCGUCGGGCAUCACGUACCUCCAGCGCAUCGGCAUCGGCAUGGCCGUCGGACUAUUGGCCAACGUGGCCGCCGCGCUCGUGGAGGCGAAGCGGAAGGGGGCGGCCGCCGACCACGGGCUGUUGGAUCAGCCGAAAGCGGUGGUGCCCAUCAGCGUUUUCUGGCUGGUGCCGCAGUAUGCCAUCCACGGGCUAGCCGAGGCAUUCACGUCGGUGGGUAACAUGGAGUUCCUCUACGACCAGGCGCCGGAGAGCAUGAGAAGCACGGCGGCGGCGCUGUUCUGGCUCGCCAUGUCGAUCGGGAACUACACGGGCACCUUCUUAGUGACCGUGGUGCACCACUGCACCAGCAAGGGAGGCGACUGGCUGCAAGACAACAUCAACAGGGGGAAGUUAGAUUACUACUACUGGCUGGUGACGGGGUUACAGGUUCUCAACUUGGGUUACUACAUCACCUGUGCAAUGUUGUACACUUACAAGCCACUGGAAACUAUGGCCGGAGCGGAGGAUGAAGAAUCUGGCGGCGAUGAUGGUGCAGAGCUCACUGCCGUCAAACAUGGAGAAGAUUAAGGGCACACCCACAUAGGUUAUCACUGUUACGGUGCGUUAUUCAUUGGACUCCAUAGCUGGCCUUGGCCUUGCUGAACAUUGUGAUGCAUGCAGGCUGUAGAUUCUGCAUGGGAGAGUAAAUGAAGCAAAGCAGGAAAAAUGAUAAG